Molecule: messenger RNA, 6222 nt
Organism: Electrophorus electricus (electric eel)
Lineage: Eukaryota; Metazoa; Chordata; Actinopteri; Gymnotiformes; Gymnotidae
Product: trinucleotide repeat containing adaptor 6A
Biological process (GO): miRNA-mediated post-transcriptional gene silencing; positive regulation of nuclear-transcribed mRNA poly(A) tail shortening
Cellular component (GO): nucleoplasm; P-body
Molecular function (GO): nucleic acid binding
Source: RefSeq, a predicted model, not a curated record
AAGAAAAUGGCGACCGCGCAGGACGAGCGUUUCCCCUCCUAGACUCUGCAAACGCGUAAAAUUUAGGUAGCGUCGUCACCUGCUUUCAUUUCCUCUCUAGUGCACUUUAACCUUCAGGAGAGAAUUGGAUGCUAUUGUCACCAAAGACACUGACAGAGAAGCGACACAGGGAAUCUCAAGAAGCUAAUGGGUAUUUGAUGGAAGGAGGACCCGUCUACAGCUAAACGGCGACAAGGAAGAGGAGGCUGGGGUAAAGAGCGGGGAAAGACGGGGCUGGAAGUGCUCAAAAGGAUCCGAUACAGCCGGAAGAGAAAAGACGUGGGGCAACGGACGCGCUCCAGUCCUGUCUUACUUGAAGUGCCAGAACUCGUCGAGUCCAGUUUCUGCCAGCCUCAGUCUGCCAAUCGGAACAGCAGCACAUCCAUUGUUACCUUCGCCAUCAGCAAUGCCAGGAGGGCCUGUACCAGUGGCCAGCCCCAAGCCCUGCCUUGCCGCCCGCUCCACUAACGCCCGCCACACCUCCCCCAGCUGCUGAAACUUGGCCACUGUUUCACGCUCCUCGCUGUCAUACUGGGAACUCAAGUGCAGCUUACAGCCAGCCAGCCAGGAAAACUAACAGCUGAGGGGCCUGUUCUACACUGCACCAAAGCCCACCUCUCAGGCAUGGCUCCCAUUCGGGACUCGGUCAGCCACUCCCCUAACCAAACAGGUUUGGAUCAUGCUGGUCUGGACCCUCAAUAUGAGAGUUCACCCUGGAGCUCCAACUCUCCUUGCACUGACUCAAACAGCAAUUGGGGCAAAGUCAUUGUAGACAGCUGUGAUAAGGGACCCUGGCCCUCCAUCUCUGGUAGUGACCCAGAGUUAGCCUCAGUAUGUAUGGAUGCUGACUCUGCCUCCAGCUCUGGGUCUGAGAAAAACCUCACCAUGAUGGCGUCUGGGAUCGCUAGUGGCGACAGCAGUGGCAAUAGGCAAGGCAAUGGUCAAGGUUCUCAUUUUAUGGUUGCGAAUGGCAGCAAUAAUGUGGCUAAUGGGAAUGUUAAGGGUCCUUGGGGUAUAUCCAAUGGCUCAUUGCUAAGCACAUGUCAGAGUUCCGGGGAUAACCCCAGCAACAAGCCUGCAGAAGGUAAUCAUGGAAAAAUAAAUGCAUGGGGUAACCAAGGUCCCUCAAUCAAUGGAGGAAUAAAUUCAAGCACUUUGAACCCAAAAGCCAACCAUGGUGCCUGGCCCGUUCUGCAGAACAGUGGGUCCAAUUCCCAUGGGUCUGUGGGCAGUGGGAAUGGGGCCACCAACACUCAAAGAAGCACCAUAGGUCAAACUCCCAGCAUGCAGAGUGUUAACUCUAAGAUGUUGUGGGGAAGCCAGCAGGAAAAUGUUGCAGAGUCUGAAGCGAAUGGUACAAACAAGGUUCUAAGUGGGCAGCCUCAAAACCUUAACACUGAAUUUAAUGGACCAAAUAACACUACUAACACGAUGACCUCUAGUUUACCAAACUCUACAGGUUCAGUGCAGAUGAAUGAACCGCCCCCAGGGCACCGAGCCUGGUCUACGGGCACAGGAAACUCCCCUCAGCUCCUGACUUCUCCAGUCUCUAAUGGCACUUCCAUUUCUCAGCAUGGCAACAGCGAGGGAAUGAACGGUGGCGGGUCUUAUGGUACUGUGUGGGGUACGGUGCCCAGCGCAAAUUACUCUGGAGACAAAUGUCCCGUCCCGAAAGGCCAAGCUGUGGCCGACACUGUGAAUGCAACUCUAAUGCAGUCUGGAGCUGUUGGCUCUUCUGUCAGUGCUGCUUCUUUCAAGAAUAAUAAUAAUAAUAAUGGGAUGGGCAAUCGUGGAGGAGGCUGGGACUCGGGGCCUGCUCCCCCUCAGAGUAUGACAUGGGGGGCAGGGAACAGUGUGGGCCCUCCCGGGGCCCCUCGCCCCUGGGGUAGCGCUUCCUCUUCAUCCUCAUCCUCCUCAUCGUCUUCAAACACUGGCACUAAGGUCUCAAAUGGGGAGUGGAAUGUGCUGCCCAGUAACAGUCAGCAUUCCAAUGACACAACGAAUGGGAGCAGGAAAGGAACAAAUGGCUGGAAGUCUUUGGAGGACGAUGCACUCGGGAUCGGGAGCACCGGCCAGUCAUCCCAGGGCAGCACGUGGAACAAAUCGACAGGCAGUGAAGGAAGUGGGGACAGUUCAGCCGGUCGUAGUGAGAAAGAUGGGCAGCGCAGUAGCAACCGCAAGAGGGUCAACCAGCAGAGUCUGAUACAAGCAACUCUCUCCAGAACAGAUAUGGAUCCACGGGUGCUGUCCAACACAGGAUGGGGUCAGAUCCCUGUCCGCCAGAACACUGCUUGGGACGUGUCAGGCUCCGAGAAGAAAGCAGGAAAUGGGUCACAGAGUUGGGGAAAUCCUGCUCCCCAGAAGUCCAACUCGGGUGGCUGGGGGGAUGGAUCCAGCACCAACAGUAGUGACUCUGCUGUGACUGGGUGGAGUGACCAGAGAGCUUCCUCCGGGUGGGGGGAUGGCAAGCCCUCACAAGGGCAGAAUGGGUGGGAGGAAAAUUCUAUUGGAAUGAACAAGGGCAAUCCUUCAUGGGGCAAUGGCAAAGAUGACAAGUCCUCUACAUGGAAUAAUGCACAGAAGAUCAAGCAGGGAUGGGGCAGCUCUUCUACUACAGAGGGGUGGGGUGGGGAAGGUCCAAGGGGAAACCACUGGGUUGAGCCCCAGAAGACCGGCUCGGCAGGGUGGGACAGUGACAGUGACCGCUCGGGCUGGAGUGAGCCAUCCCAUGGGAACACGGGCAACACGGGAAGUACCUGGGGAGGCAGGGGAGGAGCAAACACACCUGACCCAGGAGGCCCGGCCUCAGGGUGGGGAGAGAGUGCGAAGGCCAACAAUCAGAAUCAAGGCUGGGGUGAGACCGUUAAACUGAGCCACUCCAACCAAGCCUGGGGAGACAACGUGAAACCCAGCAACCCUUCAGAAUGGGGCAAGUCCCAGGACAGCAACGUGGGUACCUUCAGGGCAGGAAAUGGCUCAGGGAGCACAAACAAACCCUCGGGGUGGCUGGGAGGUCCGAUGCCUGCCACUCUGAAAGAGGAGGAACCUACCGGCUGGGAAGAGCCCUCCCCAGAGUCCAUCAGGCGCAGGAUGGAGAUCGAUGACGGAACGUCGGCGUGGGGAGACCCCAGCAAAUACAACUACAGUAAUGUAAACAUGUGGAACAAGAACAGCUCAUCAGAACAGGAUGGGGCGUCUGGCUCUCAGCAACUGCCUCCCCCACCAGCCCCGAGCUCCAUGGGGCAGAAGGAGAAAAGCUGCAGCUCAGGGUGGAGAGAGUCAUAUGGUGGGCAGCAGAAAAUGGAGACCUCCACAUGGGUUGAGCCUGCAGCUCCACCUGUCACGGUGGAUAACGGCACCUCGGCCUGGGGGAAGCCCGUGAACACGGGCCCCAGCUGGGAGGAGGCACGCGCAGAGAACAGUGCAGGCAGUGGAUGGGUGGCUGCAGCCAUGGGCCCACAGUCCCAACACAAGCCUGGACCCAAACCUAUGCAGGACAGCUGGGGUGGAGAAGACAUGUCCGCUCCUCGGGCCUCUAACUGGGAGAAUGAGGAAGAGGUGGAGAUUGGCAUGUGGAACAACAACACGUCGCAGGAACUGAACCAGUCCAGCAACUGGUCCUACAUGAAGAAGAUCCCUCCUAAGCUUAAUAAAGGCUCCAGCAAGCCAGAUGACCUCUGGAUGAACCAGUUUGUGAAGCAGUUCAACAGUAUGAACUUCCCUAGGGACUCUUCCGAAGAUUCCCUGAAGAGCAAUAAGAUGGACAUGUCUGGAGGAAUGCAGGCUGACAAGCGCAUGGAUGUUGACAAACACGUCCUGAACAUGGGAGAGUAUGGAAAGGCCACUGCUUCACGCCACCAGAUUCACAAGGACCCGCCAAUGGACCGCACGCCCUACAUGGACAAGAAUGUUGGCAUGUAUGGUAGCGGUAAUGCAGCACAAGGCCGGAGCUCCCAGCAGCCUCCAGCACAAUCUCUGAAUCCGGCCCUGCCCAGCCUCCGCAACCAAGUGCCUCCUCCACUGCUCCCCUCUCAGGUUCCUUCGUCGCUGUUGAAGUAUCCUCCCAGUAGUGGUGGUCUGAACCCCCUGCUGGGCCCUCAGCAGGUGGCCAUGCUGAACCAGCUGUCUCAACUCAACCAACUCAACCAGCUCAAUCAGCUCAAUCAGCUCAGUCAGCUGCAGCGCCUCCUACUGCAGCAGAAAGCCCAGAGUCAAAGAGCCAUGCCCGGUACCGGCCGCCAGAGCCAGGAGCAGCAGACUCGAGGCCUGGGCCCGUCUCCGAUGAUCCAGCCUCCUCGGCAUCUAGACCCCUCCGUCCUGAAGCAGCAGACAUCACCCCAGCCACCGUCACUGCACCAGCCCACCCUCAAAUCCUACAUGGACACCUUCAUGACCACCAGUUCCUCUGACCUGCAGAAAGAACAAAACACCCUCAGCUCCUUCACUAAUUUCCCUUUAGGCUUGAACCCAAACUUGAAUGUGAACAACCUUGAUAUUGGUAAUGUCGGAUUUAAGGAGCCACAGUCCCGUCUGAAGAAGUGGACUGCUAUGGACAUUUCCGUUAACUCGCCACUCGAUCAAAACCCCAGCAAACCUGGUGCUAUAUCCUCUGCCCUGAGGCUUGAAGAUCCCCCCUUUGGACCAUUCGACUUCCUAAGCUCCAGCAGUAGCCCUCUCAGCCCCCCGGGCUCAGUGGGUGACAGCUGGCCCACUCGUGCCAAAUCACCUCAUGGAUCCACCAAUGUCAACUGGCCACCAGAGUUCCGUCCUGGUGAACCCUGGAAAGGCUAUCCAAACAUCGACCCUGAAACUGACCCAUUCGUCACUCCUGGCAGUGUGAUUAAUAAUCUCUCCAUCAAUACAGUCCGGGAUGUUGAUCACCUCAGGGAAAGGAGCAAUGGGCCAUCCUCAUCACUAAACACCACGCUGCCUUCUAAUAGUGCCUGGACAUCCAUUCGUGCCUCCAACCACAGUAGUUCCCUCAGUACAGCACAAAGCACUUCAGCCAGAAACAGUGACUCUAAAUGGACCCCUGGUGUGGUCACCAACACGUCUUUGGCUCACGAACUCUGGAAGGUCCCGCUGCCUUCAAAAGGCGUGUCUGUUCCGUCCCGGCCCCCUCCGGGCCUCACGGGUCAGAAGCAGGUGUCAUCGUGGGACAGCGGUUCCGCGAGGCUGCCAGCCUGGGCCAGCUCAGAAUCCAGACUCACACCCGGCUCCAGCUGGGGUGAGAGCAGCUCAGGGAGAACCAACUGGCUUGUUCUGAAAAAUCUCACUCCUCAGAUCGAUGGCUCCACCCUGAGAACCCUGUGCAUGCAGCAUGGUCCACUGAUCACAUUCCACCUGAACUUACCCCACGGGAACGCUGUCGUCUGCUACAGCUCCAGAGAGGAGGCGGCAAAGGCCCAGAAGUCACUGCACAUGUGUGUUUUAGGGAACACUACUAUUCUUGCUGAUUUUGCUAGUGAAGAGGAAAUUAACCGUUUCUUUGCACAAGGCCAGUCCAUGACUGUCUCUCCUAGCUGGCAGUCUCUGGCCUCUUCUCAGAACAGAAUCAGCUCCAUCGACGCUCCCCACGCCUUCCCCAGCCGCUCCGAUCCGAGCCACUGGACCGGCGGCGGCCUGAGCGGAGUGGCAGGUGGAGACCUGCAUGGCUCCUCUCUCUGGGGGGCACCAAACUACUCCAGCAGCCUGUGGGGCAACCCCAGCAGUACAGAGGGUGGGAGGAUCAGCAGCCCCUCCUCCAUCAGCUCCUUCCUCCCCGAUCACCUGACAGGAAGUGGAGACUCCAUGUAGUACAUCUAUCACCUUCAGACUUAAAAAUUGGAAAAGGGGUGGGGUGGGGGGGCAUAGAAAAACUCGUGACCUCAGCGUGGAAUUGUUAAUCAUAAUCAUAUGACUAUAUAUAUAUAUAUUAUAUAUGGAAAAAAAAUCUAAUGGCACUAGUUGGACUUUCUUCACAUACAAAAAAAAAAAAUAAGGUGGGGUCACCCUGUGGAAAUAAGUUACAUAUUUUUUUUCCUGCACAUAUGUCCACUUUGUUUUGCCCAAAACAUAUCAGUUUGAAUACUUGAAUCAUGCAGGCCAAUACUAUAAUGUGAAAAGGAUGUAUUUAAAUUUCCAGGUAGUGCUCUUCAAACCGAAAAAAAAAAACAAAAAAAAAAAACACCUCAGUCGAGCUCA